Molecule: messenger RNA, 312 nt
Organism: Cooperia oncophora
Lineage: Eukaryota; Metazoa; Nematoda; Chromadorea; Rhabditida; Trichostrongylidae
Source: the annotation of a GenBank genome assembly
AUGUACAGCAAGCUGAUGGUCGUUUUCCAACAGCGGCAGCCCGAUGCUGCCGCAGCGGGUAAAGAAGAAGCUCCAUCGAUGGUGGCGUACAAUAGUCCUUCGAACGCUUCAAACUUCGGAUCUGCUGUUUCUUCUGGGGGAAGUCUUGUUACAGAAUUGGAAGAGAAGCUGAAGAGCGAGAAAGAGUUGAGAAUGCGACUGGAGAAAGAUCGUGCCGCCAUGCAGCAAGAAAUUGACGAGCUGUUCAGCAAGCAUACGAAACUUCAGCGAAUGCAGACCACGGAAAGCGGAACCCCAACCAUUCAGGUUUGA